Cydia splendana is the source of this 986-nucleotide messenger RNA. RefSeq lists its product as uncharacterized. The transcript is spliced from 4 exons. NCBI's taxonomy places the organism in Eukaryota, Metazoa, Arthropoda, Insecta, Lepidoptera, Tortricidae. The coding region runs from base 73 to 483 and encodes 136 amino acids. The record is from RefSeq and is a predicted model, not a curated record.
UUCUUAUAAAUUCGUACUUAGAAAUUAUGAGAUUCCACUUUCCAAGCACACUCUUCUCUACUUCAGUUGACAAUGGUUCGAGGAAUGCUGUUCUUGUUCGCCGCGGCGCUGCUGUUGAUCGCUGUCACGAAUGUACAAUGUGAAGAUGAUGACGGGCCAGUGCACCACAGGGUCAUCGACGCUCUUCUAUAUUUAGAUAGGGCGGAUACAGAAUGGGAAAAGGUUCAACCGAAGAGAGCGGGACGGCAGUUAUAUACCUGGGUUGAAAGACGUGAUGAUGCAUCGCUAGAUUUAGACAGAGCGGAUGCGGAUGCGGAGGUUCAACCAAAGGGCGGACGGCAGUUAUAUACCUGGGUUGAAAGACGUGAUGUCGCAUCGCUAGAUUUAGACAGAGCGGAUGCGGAAGCGGAGAAGGUUCAAAAGGGAGCGAGACGUCAGUUUUAUAAAUGGAUUAACAGACGUGAUGACGCACUGCUAGAUUAGAUUAGAGGAAAACGUCGCCUUUCUGAACUUGAACUGCAUAACUAAUUCGAAACUUCAAAAAAGAGCCCGUCUAAGCUAACUUAGCAUUGACUUGAACAGAGCGAAGUGCAGGAGUGUCAUUAUUUUAAUAUCAUAUUUUCAUUGAAAAUUUUGAUAUGAAUUAUGACAAUACCACACAAUGUAUUUGCAAAUGAUAUGAAGAGUUAGCUUGGUCCAACUUCAACUCUGACCGGCUUGGCAGUGAGACAAUGUGACAGCGUCUUAAAUACUAAAACACAUUCGAAUUUCACGUUUAUUGUGACGUAUGAUAGCGCGUCCACACUAUAUUGCUGGGCAAGUCAGUGCAGCGGCCCAUUUUUCGAACGGUAUUAGCCUAAUAUAAUUAGUUUGGCCUUCGUGGAAUAGUAAUAUUAGUCUAAUAGCGUUCGAGAAAUAGGCCCCAGAGCUAACUUAAACGGACUCCAGUUAUUGCAUUGCAUACUUACAAUAAAUAUAUCCUGAAA